AUGGAUUAUGAACAGCUCGGACGCACCAAUUCCGGAACAGAAUGCCCCUUUGAGGGUUCUGUCGGUCUUCCCGACUCCUCCGUCUUCUCGGCCUCAAUGCUACCUAACCUAACGUUGGACGCUGGGCUCUCGUGGGCCACGGAGAUACCCUGCAUAGUGUCUGGCAUCCACAAUGACGCUCCAACUGCCCAGCAACCCAACCUUCCCCCAGGGCCAUUGAGGCGGAUGGCCGAAGGACAUAUUGACAACGGCAAGUUCGACCUCGAGGUGCAAAUUUUGCCUCAAUGCAUUCGUCUCUACGCUCACAGCAGGAAUGACCGCAGCGUUCACGGAUUUCGCGAUGGCCAUUACCCGAUGUACCAAAUGGCCAGAGGGAGAACAUUCGAAAAACGUGAAGCACGCCAUGCCACUCGAGCUUGCCCGGUCAACAUUUUCGACAGUGGCCCCGUCGUAGCACGCAGCCUCGCUUCGAUGCAACCGGAUACCGUAAACCAACCUUCAAGCAAUGCAGAAUCUUGUGGACAAAGGCAGCUACCGCUGCUCCAAUCACUGUUCCUGGUCCGCGCCAAAGCCUUCGGCCCGCUUCGGAGGGCAAGGCGAAACCUGAAGACCCAUGGUUUCGUCCCAUCCGCCCGCAACUCCCGGCGACAGGUGAAGCAGGAGUCGAUCGUCAGUGAUGUUAACGAAAGAACCCAUUACCACGGCACUGAGUCUGCAGAAACUGAGUUGCAGCUUUUGCCAAUGCCCACUCCCACUUACCCCAAUGGAUUGCCCAAGGAAUGGAAAGGUCGACACACUGCAGACGUCGAAGGGUCUGGACCACCAGGUCAGGCUCCACAGCAGCUCCAAAUGGGGGGUGCACCGUGGUGA
Colletotrichum higginsianum IMI 349063 is the source of this 870-nucleotide messenger RNA. RefSeq lists its product as uncharacterized. The record is from RefSeq and is a predicted model, not a curated record. The coding region runs from base 1 to 870 and encodes 289 amino acids. NCBI's taxonomy places the organism in Eukaryota, Fungi, Ascomycota, Sordariomycetes, Glomerellales, Glomerellaceae. The transcript is spliced from 4 exons.